AUGUCCGACGACCCCCUCGCGUCGCUCUCACCCGCCCAGCGCGACUCGUUCGAGACCUUCAACGCUUUCACCGCUCGCGACUCGAAAACGCCUGAGGAAGCGAGGAAGAGCGUCGAGAUGCUCAGGGACGCAGGAUGGGAUGUGCAGAUGGAAGACGGUCUGAAUGCGCUGCCUAAAUACGCACGGAGCCCAGCGCUGUCGUUCUCGCACUUCGAGGAGAACCUGUCGCAGACCGCCAUUGCCCGCGUGUACGACGAGCCAGCCGGCUCUGCCGCCUCGACUUCUCGACAUGCCUAUCCUCCGACAAACGACGCUGCCGACGGAGUCGACGAGGCGCUGCUGCCUGGUGCCACGCAAAGGAGGCAUAGCGGAACUGGAGGUCUAGGAACAGGCGCUGUUGGGCUGUACUACUUACGACAGGCUCUCGCUGUCCCCAUCUCGAUCAUUUCCGUCCCCCUCGCACUACUCUACAACUUCGCCUCAGCUAUCGUCCUCUUCAUCGCCCGCAUCUUCCGCCUCCGUCCCGCAACAGCCUCGUUCCGACCGCGCAACCCGUUCGCGGGCGCAGGUCGACCUCGAACGACGCUCUCGCCCGCCACGGCGGCAGAACAGUGGGUCCAGUCAGUCGAGCGGACAACGGGACUCGCGCGACGGGGCGGGCAGGACAACGCGUCUGCCGCUUCGGGCGUACAAGUCGGUUCUUCGUCCGGCCUCUCCCGCCGCUCGACUGUCCCGCCGCCGGGCUCUGGUCCGCGCCUUCCUGCCUUCUUCAUCGGCGGCUACGACCAGGCUCUCCGCGUCGCGCGCGACGAGAUGCGCCUCAUGAUGGUCGUCCUCACGAGCGAGGAGAACGAGCGGGACGAGCGGUUCAAGCGGGAAGUUUUGACGAGCGAGGAGGUGAAUCAGGUUCUGGAGGAGGAGAACGUGAUGGUCUGGGGAGGGGAUGUGAGCGACAGGGAUGCCUACCAGGUUGGCCAGACGCUCUCGUACAUUGCGCUGCCCUUUGUCGCCUUCGUCUCUCUGCAGCCUUCAGCCCCGCCCGGCGUCUCGACAAACCCCUCGACCGCCUCGACCGCUUCCCCCCGCCUCCGCCUCAUCUCCCGCCUCGAGCCUACCCCCUCGAAUCCCCUCACAGCCGCCUCCCUCCACGCACACAUCAUGACCUCCGUCCUGCCCCGCGCAAAGCCGUUUCUCGCCCGGCUGAAGACACAGAAAGCCCAGCGGGAGGCAGACAGGCGCGCGAGGGAAGAUGCGGAGCGGAGGGUGUUGGAGAAUGCGAGGAGGGACGAGGAGAGGGUGUUGGCUGUACGGCGGAGGGAGGAGGUGCGGAAGAGGGCGGAGUUGGCGGAGCGGGAGAGGCGGGAGAGGGAGGCGAAGGAGAGGGAGGAAAAGGAGAGGGUCGCGGCGUUAGCGAGGCAGUGGAGGAGCUGGAAGAGGGGCGAGCUGGCGCGGAAGGGAGAGCCGGCAGCGGAUCAGCCUGGAGCUGUGCGGGUUGCGGUGCGGCUUGGCAGCGGCAAGCGGGUGAUGCGCACGUUUGCUGCGGCGGAUGGGACAGAGGAGGUGUACGCGUGGGUUGAGUGCGAGCUGGAGGAGGGCGAGGAGGGCGCGGGCGAAGCUGCGACUCCGCCGGCCGGAUACCAGCAGCGAUACCACUUCCGCCUCGCAACGACUUUCCCUCGCCAAGUUAUCCCGCUUCCCUCGCACCUCGCGUCGCCGUCGACCGCCAACCUCACCGGCAGCGCUUCAGCAACAAUUACCGUCGGCGAGGCGUUCAACGGCUUGGGCAAGACGGUCAACCUGGUCGUCGACGGACUGCAGGAACGGCGGCGGAUGAGUAUGAGCAGUCGCGAGGACGAGGAUAGCGAGGAAGAGCUGGAGGAGGAGGAUUGA
Molecule: messenger RNA, 1890 nt
Organism: Rhodotorula toruloides NP11
Lineage: Eukaryota; Fungi; Basidiomycota; Microbotryomycetes; Sporidiobolales; Sporidiobolaceae
Product: ubx domain containing protein
Exons: 5
Coding region: 1-1890 (629 amino acids)
Cellular component (GO): endoplasmic reticulum
Molecular function (GO): ubiquitin binding
Source: RefSeq, a predicted model, not a curated record